CUGCCGGAGGAUUAAGACGAAAAAUCGAAAAAAAAACAAGGUUCUUUGAAACGUUCAGUGCUUCAAAAAUAUUUUCGAAAUCUAGAAGUUAGAGCAAUUUUUGUUCCUUGGUCGAAAUAAGACAAAAUUUUUAUUUUAAGUCUUGAUCUAAUUGAAUUUUUAGGUUCUUGUAUUUGCUAAGUUUAAAAAAAACUUAACGAGUAAUUUAAUUGUUAAAAAGUUAGUGUUAAAAUUUUACAAUUCAUUGUGAAUAAAAAUGGCUACAAAUUCAUCGAGAACUCAUCAGCAGCGUCCACCAGCACAUAUAAAUAUGUUUACUGAUAGAACGAUUCAAGCCAUACCUGUGCCACCGCCACCAGUACAACAUCAUGUCCAUCAGGUUUAUCAAGGACUUAAGACUUCUGAAAAUGAUGAAGUUGGAUGUGUGGAAGCUAUUGCAAUAAUUGUCUCACUUAUAAUAAUGUUCCUUACAUUGCCCAUCUCAAUUUUUGUUUGUUUCAAAGUGGUGUCGGAAUUUGAGAGAGCCGUGAUAUUUCGAAUGGGCAGAUUAAGAAGUGGAGGUGCUCGAGGUCCUGGAGUAUUUUUUGUCUUACCAUGUGUAGAUGAUUAUUGUAAAGUUGAUCUUCGAACUGUUUCAUUCGAUGUUCCACCACAAGAAGUCCUUUCGAAAGACUCAGUAACAGUUACAGUUGAUGCAGUAGUCUAUUAUCGAAUAAGUGAUCCUUUGAAAGCAGUCAUUCAAGUAUCGAAUUAUAGUCACUCAACAAGACUUUUAGCUGCAACGACACUACGAAAUGUCUUGGGUACAAGAAAUUUAUCUGAACUUUUGACAGAAAGGGAAACUAUUUCACAUACGAUGCAGGUUUCAUUGGAUGAAGCUACAGAUCCGUGGGGUGUUAAAGUGGAAAGAGUUGAAAUAAAAGAUGUUUCACUUCCAACAGCUUUGCAAAGAGCAAUGGCCGCUGAAGCUGAAGCCGCUCGUGAAGCUAGAGCAAAAGUCAUUGCGGCAGAAGGUGAAAUGAAAUCAUCACGAGCACUUAAAGAAGCAUCAGAUAUUAUUUGUGAAAGUCCAUCAGCUUUACAGUUACGGUACUUACAAACAUUGAGCAGUAUUUCAGCAGAAAAGAACUCAACUAUUAUUUUCCCACUGCCAAUGGAAUUGCUAACACCUUUUCUAUCGAAUUGCAACAAUUGUACUUUUAAGAAAUGUGGAACAUAGUUUAAGAAAACCAUAUCAUUCUAUCCAUUUAUUCUUGUAACAGGAUCGAAACUUUAUUAAAAACCAGCAACUUUGUAAACAUA
Episyrphus balteatus (marmalade hoverfly) is the source of this 1302-nucleotide messenger RNA. Its product is annotated as band 7 protein AGAP004871-like. Bases 257 to 1219 code for a protein of 320 amino acids. The record is from RefSeq and is a predicted model, not a curated record. Lineage: Eukaryota; Metazoa; Arthropoda; Insecta; Diptera; Syrphidae. Gene Ontology annotation, cellular component: plasma membrane. The transcript is spliced from 5 exons.